Oreochromis aureus is the source of this 2353-nucleotide messenger RNA. RefSeq names its product cytokine receptor family member B16 (gene il20rb). The record is from RefSeq and is a predicted model, not a curated record. Gene Ontology annotation, molecular function: interleukin-20 binding. NCBI's taxonomy places the organism in Eukaryota, Metazoa, Chordata, Actinopteri, Cichliformes, Cichlidae. The transcript has 7 exons. The coding region runs from base 270 to 1196 and encodes 308 amino acids.
ACACCAGCUCCUCGCUGUAGGUCAGAGAAAAGCCGAGUUACGGAGAGACGAAAGACGCUUCUUACGAGUUUGAAACAAAAGUUUGACAGAAAGACGAUAGACCUCAAGACCUGAGUGACCACAGAAGGAUCUGGGUUAUUUCGACAGAGCUCUGGAUUUUCAAAUCUCAUAUUAACGAUCCGCCUGCGUGCAGGUAACUGCUGAGAUUUGGCUAUGAAGGAACCGACGGGCUCCUUUCUCCUUCUGGUCUGGAGAUAAGUGCUGCAGUCAUGACUGUCAGUCUCCUGCAGCUCAUAAUGACCCUGCUGACUUUCACAAAUGAUGUUUGGACGCUACCGGCCCCUAGCAGUGUUAUCAUGGAGUCUGUCGACAUGAGACACAUGCUGAGGUGGCCCCCCCUGCAGGCUACAUGCAACACUACACUUCUGUACUCUGUCCAGUAUCAGGGAGAGUUUGAGCUGGAGCAUCAGAACGGCAGGUGGAUGGAGGCUCCAGAGUGCCAGCGGAUCACACUCAGUCACUGUGACCUGACCUCUGACCUGGGAUCAGACUCUGACUACAACAUCCGGGUCAGAGCGCAUUGCGGUUCGCAGCGCUCCGCCUGGACCAAACUCAGCCCGUCCUUCAAUAGGAGACAAACCAAACUGUCGGUACCAAAGAUGACAGUGAUGUCAGCAGGCGACGCCAUCCAGGUGUCGUUUGAGACACUUCCUCAGACGUCAACCGUCGAUGUGACCAUUUGGAAAAAAGGCGAAAAGCUGCAGGCUGUCAUGCACUCGAUGCCCGCUGAGGAAGAGGUGCUGCACAUCGCCGCCCUGCAGGAGGGAGCAGAGUACUGCAUCAAAGCUCAGACUGUGCUGCACUCAGGGUUUCGCAGCAACAGCACUGACACCCAGUGUGUGUCCAUCAUAGAUCCAGACGCUCCUGCCUGGAAGACGCCCACCACCCUGACGGUGACGGUCAUCAUCACGGCGGGACUCCUGUUUGUUUUAUUCUGGUCCAUCGUUCACUGUCGUCCAGAAACCUGUAAAACACAUUUCCAUAAAGAGCCUCUGCCACAGUCUUUGAGAGGUAAUUGGGACAUUCAAAUCCCAAUGAGCCCUCAGGAGAAGGAGCUUUGUGACCAGAUGGUGAUGGACCCAAAUCAAACCUCAUCACAGACUGAUGCUGCACUGAUAACCCAUCAGGAAGACUAAACCAAGCUGAAACUCACUGAGAAAAACUACAGCAGGACAACGAGGAAGUAACGUCAUGCUACAGUCCUGCAAUUUAGCUGUUGGAGGGUCACACUGAGCAGCACGCAACAUUUGAAUGGUCCAUUUAUGACUUUCUGAUCAGAGUUGGAGGAGGAACAAGACGCCCCUGUGACCCUGAUUUAGCGACAAAGCUGACAAGUGUUUACAUUCCCUGUUGACUUCUCUUCAGAAAAAAAAAAUGGGUGUUUGGGUGACUUUUAAAGCGCUACGAAGCCCACAGAAGGAGGACAGGAUUUAUUCAAGAUUCAAGUAGAUCUACAGUGGUAGUAAACAAAGAUGUAGGGAAGAAUCUAAGUUCUGUCUAUGUUCUUAGUUCUGCCUUUCAGCAACAAUGCUGUUAAAAGGUUUGUAAAAAAAAAAACAACUUUGGAAAUGAAGAGACAUUUUAAGUAUUACUGUGUAACUGCUGAUUGUGAAACUGUCAGGCAAAUGAACCAUCAUGCUUUGAUCGUAAAAUGAAGCAGUAAUGAAUGAAGAGGGGAUACAAGCAUAUUUUCACCGAGUACAUUUAAGUAUAUUACUCAAGAAAAUAUAUUUACCAAGAUCAAAGAUUACAUUCUGUUUAAAUCGAAUACAAAUAUCCAAAUUUAUCAAGAAAAAAAUGAUUUUCUCAUUGAAGCAAUUACCAGUAUGAGCUUCUUACAAAGUCAUCAGUCCAGCAGACUAACCAGAGAGGAUUCACUACGUGUGUCAGUCUGUAAAAUUCAGUUCAAAAGUUGUGAGCAACAUGCUGCCUACAAAUUAAACAAACCAUCAGACGUGCAGCAGGAGCUCGGACUGACUUCAUCAGCUUUUUAAUAUUUUGGUACUGAGAGUUGUUAAUGCUCAUUUUAGAGCCACCUUUAAAAAUCUGUAUUUAAAACACUCUGAUGCCACACUCUGUUCUUGUUGUCUUACAGUGCUACCUCUUUAGUUCUUUUAGUGUGAAACUACAUGUGUUGAUUUCUAGCUAGUGCUUUACGUUAGCGUCGCCUUUGUUAACAUGUAAUUAAACUGCAGUGAUGUGUACGAGAUGCUAAAGUCAUCACUGUUGAAAAUGUGCUGUUAGGAUGAAAUUAUAAUUAAAGCACAUGCAGUGUGUCAUAUUGUUUUUGAAA